This is a messenger RNA of Periophthalmus magnuspinnatus, 4842 nucleotides long. It is a transcript of the gene slc25a22a, whose product is annotated as solute carrier family 25 member 22a. Bases 309 to 1244 code for a protein of 311 amino acids. The transcript has 11 exons. The record is from RefSeq and is a predicted model, not a curated record. Gene Ontology annotation, biological process: malate-aspartate shuttle; aspartate transmembrane transport; L-glutamate transmembrane transport. Lineage: Eukaryota; Metazoa; Chordata; Actinopteri; Gobiiformes; Gobiidae. Gene Ontology annotation, molecular function: L-aspartate transmembrane transporter activity; L-glutamate transmembrane transporter activity.
UCCCCGUGUGUGUUGGCUGUAUAUGAGCCCCUCUACUUCAUCUCCUGCCUCCCUCCUCUUGCUGGCUUCACUCUCACCUCUUCUACCUCUGUACCGGACUCAAAUGCUAGUUGCACCGGUAGUUUAGCCUUAGUACGUCUGUCAGCCAGCAUUUUAUAGAAAGUAUCCGGGCUUUGAUUUGAAUCCAGUAUUCACAAGAAACCACGGAAGCGCCUUGGUGAGAUUUACUCACAUUUCUGCUGGGGAGAAUAGAAACUGCAUAAUUGAAUAAUAAACCUAGCACACUGAGCAGUCUGGGUGAGAGAUAAAUGGCGGACAAGCAGAUCAGUUUGCCUGCCAAAUUAAUCAAUGGGGGAAUCGCUGGCCUAAUUGGAGUGACCUGUGUGUUUCCCAUUGACUUGGCCAAGACUCGCCUACAAAACCAACAGAAUGGACAGCGCCUUUAUACCAGCAUGUCAGACUGCCUUAUUAAGACCAUCCGGUCAGAAGGAUACUUUGGGAUGUACAGAGGAGCCGCAGUAAACUUAACUCUAGUAACGCCAGAGAAAGCCAUUAAACUGGCCGCCAAUGACUUCUUCAGGCACCACCUCUCCAAAGAUGGUAAACUCACUCUGGUCAAAGAGAUGCUGGCAGGGUGCGGAGCAGGUACAUGCCAGGUUAUUGUCACAACUCCUAUGGAGAUGUUGAAAAUUCAGCUCCAAGAUGCUGGGCGUAUUGCUGCUCAGAGGAAACUGAUGCCGGAGACAGUGGCAGCAGGCACAGUGGAGAAGUCCCCUACUGCCAUGCAGCUCACCCGACAGUUGCUAAAGGAAAAGGGCAUUGCAGGCCUGUACAAGGGCCUCGGUGCCACAUUGCUGAGAGAUGUGCCCUUCUCCAUCAUCUAUUUCCCACUAUUUGCCAACCUUAAUAACUUGGGCAAGAGAGAUGUCGAGGGACCCGCUCCCUUCUACGUGUCAUUUAUAUCUGGCUGCGUGGCAGGGAGCACAGCUGCUGUGGCUGUAAACCCUGUAGAUGUGAUAAAAACACGGCUGCAAUCGCUCACCCGGGGCAGUACGGAGGACACAUACAGCGGAGUGGGGGACUGCAUCAGUAAAAUCAUGCGAAACGAGGGUCCAACAGCCUUCCUGAAGGGAGCCUACUGUCGAGCCUUGGUCAUUGCACCUCUGUUUGGCAUUGCCCAGGUGGUCUACUUCCUGGGUGUGGGUGAAUAUAUCCUCAGCUUCUUGCCCCAAAAAGACAAAUAAGAAGCAGCUCCUUUCUGCCUACCCCUCCCAUAAUGCAUUGUGGUCAGCUGCACAAGGAGGAGUCAUCUCAGUUUACUACAAGUAAUUGGGUCAAGGAGUGACCAUUAAGUCAAUUUUAUUUUGUUAUGUUGAAUGUGGAAAUGUUUUAGGAGGGAGCUUUUGUUUGCCAAGCUGCCUGUGCGGUGGCACACAACAUUCCAGAAGGCGGGCACAGCUAACUCUCUGGAAAUUAAGCCACAAUUAUUGAUUUUAAAGGAAGUUUGCUUUAUGAAGAUGUGAUUUGUUCUAUGAAGAUUUUUAAUUAUGAUUGUCACUAUCACAGUAGCCCUUGGUUGCUGCAGUACUGCACAGUUAACAUAUUUUUUAUCCAAGAGCAUUAGGCUUAAUGAGAAAAGAUGAUCUAAAUAUUAGUCACUGUAUCUAUCAUUAAUGUACAAACCAUACUGGAAUAAUAUAUUUAAAUUUUAAAGUUUAUUAGAUUAAACAUAUCUAUUUAUUAAGUCCCCCUGGCCUUUAAGUCUUACAAAGCAAAAUGUGUCUUAUGACAAAGUACUGGGAAUGUGUUGUAUUGAUGCUAGCAUUCUCUCUGAUGUUUCCUUAGAAACCACAUCCCUUCCUGUAAGGCAGGAGGAACACAGCCAUUCAGCACUGAGUAGACUUUAAUGCCUGGGCUUUUAACUAGAUCAGGUUCCAUCGCAAAUUAAGCACUACCACAAUGGUUGUCUCCAAGUAGCCCACGUAUUUCAAAAGAGAAUACAUAAACUUUGGGCAUUACAACAUUCAUUCAAAUAUUCUCAAAUGUAUCAUCAAAUUGUACUUGAAUGAAUAUAUAAGUUUUAAAAUUAUAAUAUACUUUUGGACACACCCCAUUUGGUAACAUCUCAGCAGGGUUAUAUCGCUUGAUCCCUGAUAGAAAAGUCCUGCUGUGAUGUGGCUGAUUGAAUCAAGGCCAAAAGAAAGUUUAUGUUCAAAAGCACUGUCAGUUUUGUGGUUUGGGCUGGGCAAUUGAAAGCAUCUGCUGCCGUUUUGAUUUUGAUCAAAGUGAAGGUAGAUUUUUAGUGACAAACCUUCUCUGGCUUCAGUGCAGUCAGAGAUUGUGGCGCAAUGCAGAUCAGGCAUAACAUUGUGACUAUGGCACACUGAUAUUAGAUAGGGUGAAUCAGAAUCAGAAUCAGAAUCAGAAUCACUUUUAUUGAUCCCCGAAGGGAAAUUCUCUUAGUUAACAGAUGCCACAACCACAGGAUAGAAUUUAAAAAUAAGAAUAAAAAGUCAUUUGAAGUGAAGUAACAAUGACUAGACCUCUCCAAAUUCACAGCUCUUGGUAGGCCUAAUGAAGGAACAACUGUGACCUAGAUUCUGUAACUCAAAUUGCUGAAUCUAUUUAAACUAGUCCUGAUAGACAAGUGCAUCACAUUUUGUUUUCAAUACUUACAUAUAAGAGGUCUGUGAUAAUGUUACACCUGAUCAGUGCAUGGCAUCCUACUUUCCCUUCGUCCUACAUCCUACUUUUAUUGUUUACAGUUAAUACACUUUAAUUCCCUAGAUGUGCAAACUUGAAUUCAGUGUCGGGACCCAAAGAGCUAACGACCUUUUGUUUUUAUCACAAAAUUGAAUCAAUGUGAUGUGAAGUGUUUUAUGAGAUGACCAAAUGUCUUUUGUGCUGAGGUUUUGUUUGCGUACAGCUGUCGUACCUUGUUUAUGCAUUACUUUACUAAAGCCCUGCCAUUGUCGGAGAUCAAGGUGACUUUGAAGUGUACUGUCCAAUCACAUUCCUCCCUCGCUCUCACAUUUUAACAUUAGUGUUGUAGACAUUUAAUGCAACCCUUGUUUUAUCAUUCCUGGGAGUGAGACCUGUUCAAUAUUCAUUUAUAGAUAGGUGUAUGGCACUAUAUACGUCAGUGUAUUGUUUUUCUGUGUCAAAGUGUCCACCUUAACUAUAUUGUACAUAUACAGACAUUAUGAAGGUUGUAUUUACUUUUGAAGUUAUUGUUUGUGUUGUAUGUGAUGGCUUAUUUGCACACCUACCUCUGUAUACCCCCAUCUCUUUCCAUACUGUUCAGCUACAUGUACAUCGUAACAUAUCUGGACAAACAGUUAAUUCAAGCAUAGUUUCUGUUUGAGUGAAAACUAUUUGGUAUACUAAAAGAAACACUAACAGUAAUAGUUGAUUGGAGGUGCCAUUUUUUCAAAGCUGUUAACUCAAUCCAUCUGCCACUUUGUUGGUUUUAGGACCAAGGACCAAAUGAAGCAAGAGAUUGAAUGGGCUAAUUCUUUUUAUAUGCUUUAGCUCUACUCUCCACCCCCAGUCAAGCCAACAGGCAGUGUAAAUUUAACAUCUGUCACUUCGAAUGGUGCUCUUUUAUGAGGUAGCUGCAAUACGGUGACCAAGGAAUCUAAUGUGCAAACCUCAGCAUUUUAUUGUAUGUUGUGAGUGAAAGCCAUAGGCCAGGAUUGACAUCCAAACGUGCUAGACAUUGACAGACACACAACCCCUGAGCCAUAAGAAAAUGGCAAGAGUCCUGCCUAUAGUAUAUAAUUAAUUUACUUUGCAUAUUUUCCUGAUUUUGUAACAGUUCAUCUCAUUUAUGCAGUUAUUGUGAUCACAUUGCCUAUUUUCUGUGAGAUUAUUGCUAUGAUUUUGUGAAUUUGAUUUCCUUCUCAAAUCUGUUCUGUGUUUUGGUUGAAUCUUGAAAAGUGCUGUGAACGAUAUUUUGGUCACUGUUUCUGCUGACCUGGUGUAUUUGGUUUUGUGUGUGCGUGUGUUCGUGUUGUAGUUGGUGUGUAGUUUUUGUGCACAGAUGUAUUUUUCUCUGAUUGUCAGUACAAUGCUCUUUUCUCUCUCCCUUUCCAUCUGUCACAGAGGGACACCAAAUGACUGACUUUUGAGUAUAUACAAUCAAAGAAAGCACAAGAGUUUUAGGCACAAGCGGCACACUCAGCCCCCUCCUUCUGUUCUGUAAUGGUCCAGAGGUGGGAAUCGUGACUGGGCACAGCUCUUAGAUUGUGGCACUUAUUUCAAAGCUGAGUGAGUUGGGCUUCAGAAGGUUUAUCUGUGAAAAGGGCUGAGACAACAGGUCAUUGGGAGUCUGUCUGCAGUAAUCACAACAUGUAUAUUGCCUACAUAUUCUAAAUGAAUCAAGUAUAAGAAUGUACUUAGAUAUAAGAUGUAUUAUAAGUAUAGUGAAGAGUUUAUUACAUUUAAGUGAAAGAUUUGUGCUUUACACACUCUUAGAAUAUGAACCAGCUCACAGAUAUGCAAUAAGUCGUAGAUACACAAACACUCAACACGUAAAUGUACACAUUGAACAGCACCUGUUGAUUACUGCUACAUUUCAUGAAAAAUGUAACUGGGGAGCUACAGGCUUGUUGGCGAAAAGUUUUCUUACCGCCUUGUGUUCUCUUCCUCCAAGAGGAACCGUGCAUUGUUGCACUUUAAACAAGGGCCACACCAUGAUGUCCAUAAGACAAAGAGUUUCUAUAUUAUAAGGAGACUAUUUGUGGUGAGUGUCACAACUGUCUAAGACGUUGUUUACAAUGUAAUAAAGAAAAUAGUAUGUUCUCUGUCACAGUUUGCUGUUCAAUAAACUCACUGUCCUCA